AUCUGGCCAAUCAGAAGAGCCUUACUGGCGUCCCCGGAACUACCAGACCACUGUGCUCGCCAUUCAAAACAGCAAAGAAAGGAUGAUUCAAGAAGUGUUUUUCUGGAGCAGCUGUCAGAGCGGAGAGUAUUGAGUGUGUUAUUAGCCUUUGGCUGGUGGGGUGAGCAUCUCCACAAUGGCUCACAGACUGACCAAGGAAGAUCUGGAUGCACAGUUUGAGCAGUUCCUCAGAGAGUCUGUUUCAGAUGAGUCCGUGGAUUUAGGAAGCUCUAACAAACCACUUCAAGCUCAAAGCCAAAAACCAAACCAGAAGCCAAAGGUGUCAUGGUGGCAAGAUGACGAUCACAGCAGUGGAGCAACAACAGAAGCGUUGUCGGGAUCAAGAAAGUCCUACAGGAAGUCUUUGAGGAAGUCUCGACCAGUUUUAGAGGUGGAAGGAGAUCCAGGUAGUCCUGGAAUGAGAGCUGAAGGGCUGGAUGCAACCUUCAUCACCUGGGGAAGCUCCAAGACUGAGGACACUUUACUCCUUCCUGUGAGUUCAGAAUCAGAGCUGAUGCCUGCUGUGGACGUGACUAAUGUGGGCUUAGAAACUCAAGAGGAAGAGGAGGAGAAGGCCAGGUUCUUUGCACAGCUAGAAUCAGGAACUUCAUCCACUAUAGAUUACUCCAAGCUGAACAGGGAGUUGGACUCGACCAGUUCCAUCAUGGCCACGGACCUCAGGAUAGCGGAAAAUGUAGAAAUGGAGCAGAACAAAGAAGCUGAUAAAGUCAUGGUCACAGAGGCUGUUGGAAAGUUUCAAGACCACGCUGAGUCUCCACACUACAGUGAAGACUUUGAAGAUGAUGAGGGCAUAAAAGAGCUGGAAGAGGAGAAAACUAAAAUGUCUCCAAGUCUUGAGGGAAGUAAAAGGCCGUAUUGUAUUGAGGUUCCGGUGGAAGUAAUCGGUGAAGAGGACAGAAGGAAGGACACCGAUGGGUCACCAGACAGAGGCCAGGUGUAUGGACAGAGCGGAGGGUCAGAGAUGGAGGCUCUUCACGAAGCUUACAGACAGAUUCAAACUACAAAAGACUCAGAGGAUCACCUUCAUUCAUCCCUUAAAGAAAACAAGGGGAUCGUCAGACCAGAGUCUCCGUUAUCUUCUCCUCAACUUGUUCAAAACCCUCUCCAGCUUGCUUCCACCAGUGAAUCAGGCCUGCCCACUGCAGAGGAACUGAUGAGGCCUAUCCAACCAGCAGACAACCAAACAAGAGGCUUCACCCUCCAGCCUUUCAGAGGUGCAGAGCCCUCAAACACAGAAGGAACCCAUAUUGAGUCGGACCUGAAGCAUCCAGGAAAGAUCGGACCCACUACGGGAGUCAAGGGAAUCUGGGAAUUGAAAAAUGACCUGUCCAAGUCUCCAGAGCCACCAAACCAUGACCUGACAUGGAGCAUCAGGGAGGAAGUGGACAGACUGAUGCAGGACCAGAAUGACUCAUCACAAACACAUUCUAGCAAAGCUCAGAAACACCUGGCUUCCCAUGGCUCCUCUGGCUUUCAUUUCUCUGCAUCUUCAGAAACGACGACUAUGAGAGGCAGGGCAGUAGACCGAAGAGCAGCCAUGAACUAUAAAUCAUCCAGGAUGAGUAAAACUGCUGCAGUGCCCACGACCCUCCCCUCAAAGACCAAACCCACUAAGAACCCAGAAAGAGACGACAGAGUCUCUGCAGAGUCAGAUGUGAACGUGAUCAGCAACCUGUUUGGAUUGGUUCAGCCCUCAGAGGCUGUUCUCCAACAGCAGAAAGAUUCCAGUCACCAGUCGGAUGCUGCAGAGGACGUCCCAGCUUCUCAGGCAUCCAGUCUGCCUCGUCCUCAUUUAGGUCUGCAAACAGAAGAAGGAGCCAAUAGGAAGAGGAGACACUUGGAGCUGGCUGGUCCUGUUACAGAGGAGAGACUUGUACAAAUAAACAAAGAAAUAAUGGAGCAGGAGGUUCUCAUCAAAGGGUACCAGCAGGAGAAUGAAAAGCUCUACUCGGAAAUGAAGUCUCAGCAGGCCAGGAGAAAAGUCAACGAGGAGGCCAUGUUAAGUGAAAACCAGAGGCUGCUGAGUCAGCUGGCAUUUACACAGGAGCAGCUGAGGAGAGCUACGAGACCUUUGGCCAUCAUGUGUACGAUGAAUCACUCUCAACAAAUCUCCGACCUUUUGGUCCAAAUCAGUGUUCUCCAGAAGAAUGAGACUAAGCUGUCUGAGGACAACCAGAGGCUGACGCAGGAGAAGCAGUCUUUAGAGUCCAACCUACAGCUAAUGAAGGGGAGAGACCCAGGAAAGGCUCAGGUCAACCCCACCUCAGAUAAGACGUUGGAGCUGCAGGUACUGGAAGAGAAGCACAAACAGGAAGUGGCAGCCCUGACGGAGAAGCUGCAGAGGUUUUCUGAGCAGCGGGAGCUGCUGGACAGAGAUGCUGGCAGACUGAAGGCUGCUACAGCUGAGAUACUCCAACUUAAAGAACAAGUAGAAAAGCUGAAGCAGGAAGUUGUCAGAAGAAGCGGUGAUCAACAGAAGAAGAGCAGAGGCAGAUCUGCCGACACAAAGAAGAUCCAGCAUCUGGAGCGACAGGUGAAGGAGCUUAAACAGAUUUUAAGGAGCAAAAACCCAAACUCACUGCCCGCCAUGAUUUACGCUGCAUCUAUGGCUGAUAGUGACGAACACGGCAGCUCGUUCAGGAUGGCCUCGUCUGGUGGGAUUAACAGUCUGCUUGAACAUAGGAUUCAGUAUCUGGAGGCUGAACUGGAGGGUCACGAUGAAGAGGCUAAACGCAGCCUACAGGCCAUGGAACAACGGUUCCACAGUCUCAAGCUGCAGUAUGAAAACCAGAUUCACCAGUUAGAGCUGCAGCUGGCACAAAGGCAGCAGGUUGAAGCAACGCCAGGAUCGGAUCUGUGGGUGUCCAAGUGUCGGAGACUGGAGGAUGAGCUGCAGCUUCUCAAGGAUAACCACCAGGAGAAAGAGAAUUAUUUACAAGAGCAGAUCAAAUCUCUGCAGAAGCAAGUCAAAAACAUGGCCCGGCCAAGCCCAUGCCGACACCAGCGUCAAGCUGAGGCCGCCUUUGGGGCCAGAAUAGAGCGACUCAACCAAGAGCUCGCUACAAAGACGAGACGCAUUCAGGAACUUAGACGCACUGUGGAAGGAAUGCAGAGAGAGAAAAGAAACGUUCUCUUUGCACCAAACCCACUACCUGACUUCUAUUCUUCAGACUCCAAGCAGCUCCCAGGCCAGAUCAAAGCCCACUUCUCUGCUGCUGAAGCAGAGACGGAUGAUGCAGGAACAUUUCCACCUGCUCAGUAUGACAAGACCUACCAGCCCACCGCCUUCACAGGGGAUCACAUCACAGAGGUUCUGCAGGAGAACGAGGCUCUGAAGCAGCGUGUGGAGCAGCUCCAACAGGAGAAGGAGCACAAGGAGGAGGUGCUUAGGGUUGAGGCUAUGCAAGCUAAUCAGGAGUUGUGUCGGCUGAAGGAGCUCCACGCAGAGCAGCUAUCAUCUCUGAAGGUGGAACAUCUCAGGGUGCUUGACUCUUUGCGUUCCACCCACGCCCUGGAGCACUCAUCUUCAAAGGUUGCAGAGCUGACCAACACACUCAACUGUCAGGAGAUAGCCAUGAAACAUGUGCAAGAACAGCUGAGUGAACUUCAGGGAUGUAAAGAGGCACUUAGACUCUCACAAGGCAGAGAAGAAGUCCUGCAGAAGCAGCUAACCAGGCUGCUGCAGGAGCUGAAGGAGGCCCGAGGAGCUCAGAGCUCUGAGGUUAAACUCUUGUGUAGCCUUGAGAGGAAGAUCAUGACCAUGGAGCUCAGACAGCAGCACAGAGAGGAGGAGCUGCAGCAGCUCAUUCAGGGGCCAUGGCAGACACCAGCAGCUGAUCUCCAGUCAGAAGUGGAAUGCUGGAGGCGUCUGGCUCAGGACAAGAGCAGAGAACUGGAUGUUUUCCGUACCGAGUUGGACUCUAUUCUGGACAUCUUGAGACAUCUUCAGAAACAGGAAGUGUUCUCUUAUCCCCACAAGCUCUGAUCGCUCAGGAUGGUUAGUACAAACAUCCCAUCCUGUUCGAUUCUGAGUUCAGAUUACCCCUUCAUCAGCUUCAUCCCAGCCCUAAAUAAGGUUAAACGUCUCUUAGACCACAGAGAACGUCAUUGACUGUUAAGUUUAAUGUUGUGUGUGUAAUUUCCUAGUUUCUCUGUAAUUUGUUUUUAAUUUAUGACAGUUUUAAGAACAAAUUAAAAUGUAUUCAAUA
This is a messenger RNA of Nothobranchius furzeri (turquoise killifish), 4268 nucleotides long. It is a transcript of the gene cep162, whose product is annotated as centrosomal protein 162. Gene Ontology annotation, cellular component: axonemal microtubule; centriole; centrosome. The record is from RefSeq and is a predicted model, not a curated record. Gene Ontology annotation, biological process: cilium assembly. NCBI's taxonomy places the organism in Eukaryota, Metazoa, Chordata, Actinopteri, Cyprinodontiformes, Nothobranchiidae.